Messenger RNA from Tuber aestivum (summer truffle), 359 nucleotides. The record is from the annotation of a GenBank genome assembly. NCBI's taxonomy places the organism in Eukaryota, Fungi, Ascomycota, Pezizomycetes, Pezizales, Tuberaceae.
CUAUCUACUAUUCCUCCUUGUUAAAUUUAGUGAUGGUCUGUAAACUACUAGUCAGUAGGGAGGAGGAUACAGUGGAUGUGAAUGCUCAGGGUGGGAGUUAUCGCAAUGCACUACAAGCAGCUGCAUACGGGGGAAACGAAUCAGUUGUGCGGCUUCUCCUCGCACGCGGGGCGGAGGUGAAUGCUCAGGGCGGCGAGUUUGGCAAUGCACUACAAGCCGCUACGUAUGAGGGAAACGAAUCAGUUGUGCGGCUCCUCCUCGAGCGUGGGGCGGAGGUGAAUGUUCAGGGCGGUGAGUUUGGCAAUGCACUACAAGCCGCUACGUAUAAGGGAAACGAAUCGGUUGUGCGGCUCCUCCUC